AUCACGCCUCCACCUCCGAUUUGCUUCCAUCACGCCUCCCUACGAUCCGAAGCUUCCUUCGCUGAUCUUCACAUACUUCACAUGUUUGGUGCUUGAAGCAAAUUGGUGAUUUGAAUGUGAAAUAUCAAAUGCUUCGUUGUUGGUCAAACGGAUUGACAUCAACAAACAAGUGCUCAAACCACAUCAUUCUAUUGCGAAAACAAAAACGGAAAUACGGAGAAGCAUUUGUGAAACAUGAGUUAGAGAACAAGAACAAAGUCGAAUCUUGUAGACGAAUCAAAUCGCUAACAGGUAUGAAUCAAAGGGCGUCAAACAAACUGUUUACACAAUUUCACAGAGGUUGUAGCUAAUAAAAUCAAGCACAAAUGCUCGUAUGCAAAGUUUGAAAUCAAAGUUACAAAUUGACUCAAGUGGUUUGCGCAUGAUUGGAAUAUGGGGGGUUGGGGGAGGUGGUAAGACUACUCUUGCAUCUUCGAUUUAUGAUGAAAUCUCUAUCAAGUUUGAUGGUUGCUGUUUUGUUCAAAAUAUUCAAGAGGACUCAAGAACGUGUGGUUUAACAAAAUUACAAGAUAAAUUUAUUUAUGGAAAAGAAUGUAAACGGGAGCCCACCAGCAUAAAAAUAUGGUUUAACAAAAUAUGCUUACUCAUUAAUGUCUUUGUCACACAGAAAACAAUCGAGGACGUUAAAUGCUAACGGGAGCCCACCAGCAUAAAAAACCACAUCUUUUGAAAGCAACUCAUAAUCUUCCAUAGGUCUAUAAUCUUCCAAAAGUCUAUAAUCCUGGGGUGCAUGUUUGUGGAAGAGCCUAUCAGCCCCGUUAUCGUCUAACAAGCUAAUAUUGUGUAUAACAUCUACCUUGUGAGCAUAUAAUAAAUGUUCAUCUUUAGUUGUGAUUAUUAUUCGGCUUCCUACAACGAACCAAUCAUGUGAGUCAGCUAACAUUUAGGUUUUGCCAUAGAAAGGGCGAUUGUUUCUGAUGAUGUGGAUCACGUUAACAAUUUAAAAACGUUGGUUGGGUCACGUGAUUGGUUCGGUGAAGGAAGACGAAUAAUAAUCACAACUAGAGAUGAACAUUAAUUAAAUGCUCACAAGGUAGAUGUUAUACACAAUAUUAGUUUGUUAAACGAUGAUGAUGCUAUUAUGCUCUUUCGUAAACAUACCUGAGAAUUAUAGACGUGUGGAAGAUUAUCAGCAGCUUUGAAAAGAUGUUGUUUCUUACGCUAGAUUAUGACAGCUUUCAAAAGAUCUUUCUUACAUUGGUGGGCUCCAGUUAGCACUUACAAUAAUGAAUGGAGGAGUGCAGUAGCCUUUUGUGUAAAAGCUAAGAAUCAACUUUACUUACAAAAAUGAAGGGACGUCAAAGAUACUUGUGGCUUUCACCUUGAUAUUUCAAACAUUUAUUCAAUAAUGGUUGUGACUUUCUCAAAGGUUAUCAAUAGUACUUAACUUGUACUUCUCUGAUUAUAUAGAAACUUCAAAUCUCAA
Molecule: messenger RNA, 1486 nt
Organism: Lactuca virosa
Lineage: Eukaryota; Viridiplantae; Streptophyta; Magnoliopsida; Asterales; Asteraceae
Source: the annotation of a GenBank genome assembly